GCUGAAAAAACCAGCAACCCACAGCGAUCUCACUCCUCACCACUUUAGGAGCUGCUUUUGAUCACAAUUCUACGAUCGAGACCACCAAAACAGCUACGAUCAGACCAGCUUAUCUCAGCACCUGUUUCAUUCCAUCAUCAUGAAUCUUGAUAACGGUAUCCCCAGCUACAUCAUCGUCCCUGCAUUCCCUUCUGUUGUCGAACUCGACACAUCUUCCUGCGGAUGCAGUUCGGUUUCCGGUGUCGACUCAGUAGACACCGGCGUCCCUCCUCCACCUAGCCUCCAGCGGUGGUCUUCUGAGGGUUCCAAACAUUGCAAGUGCCUCGCUCCUCCUAGCCGACCACGACGAUCCAUGGAGAGACGCUGUGUUUCCAUGAAGGCUCAGAAAAUCAAAGACAUUGACGUUCGUCUUGAAGCAAGGCGACAAUCCAAGAGCGCCUCGGCGUCGCCAGAAGGAAGGAAGAGCCUCGGCCGAUGGGGAGAUUCUCAAGAGAACCUCCCCGCCCGACGAUUCCGCUAGAGUAUUCCUCAAACGAUUGCGCUACGUAUCAUCAAACUGUAUUGUAUUAUUUUAAAUAAAUUGCCAAGCAAGCCAAUAGACUAAAGAAUAACAUUCAUAGAUUCAAUCAUAUCAUCAUCAAUUACAUCAACAUCAUCAGUCGUCUUCGCC
Molecule: messenger RNA, 670 nt
Organism: Seminavis robusta
Lineage: Eukaryota; Bacillariophyta; Bacillariophyceae; Naviculales; Naviculaceae
Source: the annotation of a GenBank genome assembly